This is a messenger RNA of Brassica oleracea var. oleracea, 1323 nucleotides long. RefSeq names its product E3 ubiquitin-protein ligase ATL42-like. The transcript has a single exon. The record is from RefSeq and is a predicted model, not a curated record. Bases 32 to 1294 code for a protein of 420 amino acids. NCBI's taxonomy places the organism in Eukaryota, Viridiplantae, Streptophyta, Magnoliopsida, Brassicales, Brassicaceae.
GCAAAAGGUUUUCUCUAUUCUUCUUCUUCCGAUGUAUCAAAUCUUCUUUUUCUUCUUUCUUACAACCUUCCACAGUUAUUACUAUGUCUCAGCUCAGCCUCCUGCUCCUCCGCUCAGUAACGGCGAUCUCGUCGCAAACUUCGAGCCGAGUUUAGCCAUCGUCACAGGAGUUCUCGCCAUCAUGUUCGCACUCACUUUCGUGCUCCUCGUCUACGCUAAGUGCUGCCACAUGGAUCUCCUAUCAGGUUCCGGCGACGGUAGGCGGCAAGAUCGUCUGAUCCGACAAGGGUUUUUCUUCAACCGGUCAACUAACUCCUCAGCUCGAUUCUCCGGUUUAGACAAGACAGCUAUCGAGUCACUUCCUAUGUUUAGAUUCUCAGCUUUGAAAGGAUCAAAACAAGGGCUUGAGUGUUCUGUUUGUUUGUCUAAAUUCGAAAGUGUUGAGAUUCUUAGGUUAUUGCCUAAAUGUCGUCACGCUUUCCACAUCGGAUGCAUCGAUCAGUGGCUUGAACAGCACGCAACGUGUCCUCUCUGCCGAAACAGAGUUUCAGUCGAAGAAGAAUCCUCUGUUUAUAUAAACAGUUUUCGGUUCUUGAAUGAGUCUGCGAGAAGAGAAGAUUCGAGUUUGGAGCUUUACAUCGAGAGAGAAGAAGAAGAAGAGGAGAGAAGAAGAAGACAGAGAGAGGAAGUUGGUAGCUCAUCGAGAUUCAGCAUCGGAGGGAGUUUCAGGAAGAUUCUAAAACUAGGUCAUAAAGAAAAACCCUUGCUUGAGCAACAAGGAAACGAUAAAGACGAGAACAAAGUGAUGCAUAAGUUCAAUCACAGGAUAUUUGUAUCUGAUGUUGUGUUCAAGAAUCGUUGGAGCAACGUGAGUUCAUCGGAUUUGAUGUUUUUGAAUUCGGAGAUGGUUAGUUCGAUCUCCAGCGAGAGAUUCUCAUUUAGGAGAAGCAAUGAAGAGGAUCAAAGAGGUAACUUGCGGAUCGAGGAAGAUAUGGAGAGCAAGUUGAGUUCCAUGAAAACUAUGUUGUUGUCGGAAAGCAACGACUCUGGUUCGAAAUCAAGAAGUGUUAUGACCGAGACAGGAAGAAGAUCGGUCUCCGAGAUCACAACGGUUCCUAGACUCAGUAUUGCGGUUCAUGGCGAUUGCAGCGGUCCAACCGCAGCGACUGCGUCUGAGACGGAGGAGAGAAGACGGCGUUUGUGGCUGCCGAUCGCUAGAAAAACCGCUCAAUGGUUUGCUAACAGAGAAAAAAGAAAUCAAAUUAAUACAACAUUCCAACACUUUAAUGUUUAGUUUAUUUAUUUUCCUUCAUGAAUUGCAAU